AUGAAAAUGAGACCGUCUAGUGCUAUUCUGCUUUCAUCCUUGAUUUUAAUAUUUGUAACCUCGCUUCUUUCCCUUCCCUUGGAAAAUGAACUGGACGAGGCUCUUUUAGCGGAUAAAGUUUAUUCUCACGGCCCUGAUGCAGACCCGAGAUCUGCACAGGAUCCCAGAAAAUCCUCUAGUAGUUCUUUGGUACCCAAGAAAACAAGUUUGCAGAAAGGAACCCGUAAAACCAAGUUUCUAGAACAAUUUUGGAAGGCAGCAUUGGACCCACCACCAGAAAGUGCCAGUGAAGAAAAUUGGAAGAUUUACUAUAAAAUCGCUCUCAAAGUGUUAUAUUUAAAUGACCUGAACCCCAAAAUCAAGGCGCUGGCCGAGGCGGUCACGGAAUUGGGAGAAUCAUUUCCUUUGUUGGAGUACACUGAUCAAGGAAUAGAUGCUUUUAUGGUGCCGUAUCUUUACCUCGCUCAUAGUUGCCUUAGGGUCGUUUCAUUGGGACUGGGGGAAAGAAUCUGGGUCGUGGGUGUCUUGUCGUGCCUCAGAUGGAAAAUUCCAAAACAAAAAGAAGAGAUAAAGUCAAAUAAAUUUAUCUACACAUCUGACAUUGCCACUAUCCGAGGGAAUAUUGAGACUUUCUUGUUAAGAGAGCAGCCUCUGGGAGAGAUACUUCAGACGAUGUGGCCUGAUUUUCUUACCUAUUCGAGUCUUGCAGACCAACAUCCGGUUGUCUGGGAAGGACUCCAAAGAGCAUCAUUAGCAAACUUGAUUCUACAACAAAUCAGAACCUCUGCUAUAAUCCCAUCGGACGAAUUCAAAGGAAUCAUGAAGUCGUUUCUUCGUUUGCAAACUCCCAUCGAUGACUACAGGGCUUCGACAUUCACAGAUGAUCUCGCAGGUCAACUUGUCAAGAUGCUCAGUUCAACGAGGCCAACAAGCGCCCUUGCUGAAGAAACGGCCUUGGUUCGAAUCCUAUUGCAUAUGCAGGAGAACCACCUUCACAGCAGACUGAAGGUUCUACAAUUAAUCCGAGAACAUAAAAUUGGCAAAAUAGUUUUCCGCGUUGACAUUGGCCUUCAGCUUGGGGACAACCCGUUGGAUUCUCCAGCAAACAGACUUUACAGCUUACUGAAGAAUGUACAAAAUCUUAAUAUUGAAGAUUUCAACGACGCCUUGAAAUCAAUGAUCGACCAAGAACUUCCGAUACCCCAGUGGGGAAAGCUUCUCAGGAUUCUCGAAGUGUCGAAGCCGCUGAACCGAGACAUUUACAAUAGUGUGGAUGCACUACUUUCUGACUCGGAGGGGAUCACCGGGAAACUUGCAAGAGUCUUACACCAGCUCUACCCUAGAAGAGGGAAUCGCAAUAUCUUCAGCCCGCCAGGGAUCCUGGCUCUGAUCUCAACCCGAGCGCAAGACCUCAAAGAAGCCAUUCAUAGGCAAGAACUUGAAAAGAAACUUGUCUUCGAAGGAAUUUUAUCAGCUCAAGUUAUUGAGCCUUUUUCAAAAUUCUUGAUGUGGAAUUUCAAAGGCGACAGAAAACCAGAGUUGAGGCGUUAUUUACAAACAAUAUACGUCCAGAUUAUGUCAAGAGAAGACACUCUGAAUGCGCUCAAGUCGAGUGACACCAUCAUAGAAUAUAUUCUACGCAUAAUUUUUCUCAAAAACAAUAAUCAGAAACUUCUUAGAUAUCUAUCCAACAAGAUUGCCUUCGAAUUGCUUUCAUCGCGGGUUGUUGAACUGCUCAUAGCAUCACGCAAAAAAUUAUCACAUCAGACUUUUGAAUCCCAUCUUCAAAAGUUUGAACAGGAGCUCCUUGAAGAAUUCGAAACGGUUCUAAUUAUGAAGAUGGUUCGUCAGCGAACAGAUUCUACCAGCUUUGUUCAUGAAUGA
Melampsora larici-populina 98AG31 is the source of this 1884-nucleotide messenger RNA. RefSeq lists its product as uncharacterized. The transcript is spliced from 5 exons. Bases 1 to 1884 code for a protein of 627 amino acids. The record is from RefSeq and is a predicted model, not a curated record. NCBI's taxonomy places the organism in Eukaryota, Fungi, Basidiomycota, Pucciniomycetes, Pucciniales, Melampsoraceae.